Molecule: messenger RNA, 1367 nt
Organism: Galendromus occidentalis (western predatory mite)
Lineage: Eukaryota; Metazoa; Arthropoda; Arachnida; Mesostigmata; Phytoseiidae
Product: alpha-1,3-mannosyl-glycoprotein 2-beta-N-acetylglucosaminyltransferase-like
Exons: 1
Coding region: 1-1194 (397 amino acids)
Biological process (GO): protein N-linked glycosylation
Cellular component (GO): Golgi apparatus
Molecular function (GO): alpha-1,3-mannosylglycoprotein 2-beta-N-acetylglucosaminyltransferase activity
Source: RefSeq, a predicted model, not a curated record
AUGAAGCCCCGAAUUAUAAAAGCUAUCCUCAUUUGUGCUCUCGUCGGCUACAUGUCACUCGCGGUCUACUUUAUCAUCCAGGGAGAUGAUUUUCGGAUUCUGGCGGGUGGUGCAGGAGAUCCGAACUCGAUCGAGAACUCGCCGAGAAGUCGAGUUGGAAACGUCAUUCCGGUGCUCAUCCUUGCAUGUAAUCGCUCUCGUGCUUUGGAGACGGUUCUUCGACAAGUGGUGGCCAUCGUGGAUCAGCGUCAAUUCCCCAUAACGGUCUCUUUGGAUUGCGAGCACGAGCCCACCGAAGCGAUUGCCAAGAAAUUCAACGUCAGCUACAUCGAACAGCCGGAUCAGAGCAAGCUCACCCACGGGCAUGCGUCCUUCAAUAUCGAGGGCUACCACCGCUUGAGCCGUCAUUACCGCUGGGCGCUCGAUCAGAUGGUGAAUGUCCGACACAAGGAAUCAAGGAGUCUCAUAAUUUUAGAGGACGACCUGAACGUUUCAAAGGAUCUCUUUUCCUAUUUUUCGGCCUUGAGUGAGCUGAUGGAGAAAGAUAAAACCCUCCUCUGCGUGUCCGGAUACAACGAUAAUGGAAAAACGGAGAGCAUUGACGCGUCGGACCCAUGUCGACUGUGGCGCUCCGAAUUUUUUCCUGGAUUGGGUUGGAUGACGACAUCGGCGAUCGUCAGAGAACUUCUAGCCAAGUGGCCCGCGGUCUUUUGGGAUGACUGGUUGCGUCAGUCCACGCAGCGGAAGGGCCGGAACUGCAUACGGCCCGAGGUGUCGAAGACAACAACCUUUGGUAAGGAAGGCGUGAGUUCAGGACAGUUCUUCGAUUUGCACCUCGCCACCGUACAACUCAACAAGGUGGACUGUCAAUAUGGCCCGAAAGAAAUCGAAGCCAUAACCGCGAAAGCCUUCGAUCAUAGAUUCCGGGACGAAGUGCUUGCUGCCAAAAAACUUUCCUCGGAGUCUCUCAGCGAAAUCGACCCCGGUCUGGCUGUCAAAGUGAUUUGCGACUCAUUGGAAGAAUGGAAAAAUAUCACCACCCUACUGAAUAUCAUGCCCGACAUUCGGUCCGGAGUGGCUCGAAAUGCUUUUAAAAACGUAGUUCCGACAUUCUUCAGGGGCUCGAGAGUCUACAUCGACGUCAAGAAAAUCAUUGAGGACUCGGGGAUGCGAGACGCGGCAGUCUCUUCUUAAAAUCGAUCUCAUAAGUGGAUUCAUAGCGUAGUUUCUUUCCCUCCUCUUUCGCAACUUCUUACUCUCGUAGGGUUCGUCCCCUCCUCGCGUGAUAUUGUUCCCGACGGAGGCCCAGGGAGUUCCCGCUCAUUUUAGGUAAAUCAUGCGUCUAAUAAAAUAACGCAUGGGAAAAG